Molecule: messenger RNA, 1784 nt
Organism: Meloidogyne enterolobii
Lineage: Eukaryota; Metazoa; Nematoda; Chromadorea; Rhabditida; Meloidogynidae
Source: the annotation of a GenBank genome assembly
UUCUCAAUUCAAUGAAGAAAAUAAAAAUUUUGAAUUAAAAAAAGAAAGAGGUUUAAGUAGAACAAAUGCUGUUAGACCAAAAAUUUGUGAACAAUUAAUUCCUGAAACUAUAAGUAAUGCUUCUUCACCUUCGGAUUCUUUGUCGUCAGAAGGUUUUGUUGUUAAUUCUGAAGGUUUUGUUGUUGUUAGUGCUACUGGUGCAGGUUUAUUUUCUUUUUUAUUUCCACAGCCCAUCUCAUCCAUCUGAUAAAUCGUCUUUUAACGUUACAAAUUUAUUUAAUCGAAGAAUAAGCCCUCCUCAUCAUCAACAACAAAAUUUAUCAUCAAUUACACCAACAUCAGCACGUAAUUCAAUACAACAACAAAAUGAGGCUAAUGAACAUGUAAAGGGUUCAAUAAAUAAAGAGAAUCGAAAAUCCUCUUCUUCAAAUCAAUUAAUAUCAAAUAGUAUAUUUUAUGUUCCCUCAACAACAACAGCAACAGUUGAAUCAAAAACUACUACACCUGAAAGUGAUUCAUCUUCAUCUUUUGAUCCAUGUAGUAAUGCUUUAAAAUUAAAACGUGGAUGGAUAAAUAAACUUUUUGGAACAUCUCCACGUCCUUCUAUUUGUGGUGGUGUUGGUGGUGAUUCUGAAGUAAAUUUGGAAGAUUCUGUUCAAUUGGAAAAAUUGGAAAAGAUUGGUUUUGAUAGACAACAACACGAAACUACACCUAAAUAUAAAAAACGAACAGAAAGUAGUAAUAUAAUUAAAUCACGUCAUAAAUCAUCUAGUUUAAAUCCGAUUCAUCACAACUCAAAAGAAAGACUUUCAAUAAAUACAAUUAUACAAAUGGAUGAUGAUUAUGGUGAUUAUGAUAAUUACCAACAAGAACACCGACCUAAUAAAUCUUUUAAUUUAAAUUUUGAGCCUAUAGAUGAAAAUUAUUCAAAUUCUUUAACAAAAACUUGUAAUUCUGCACGUUCAUAUAAUGAUUUAAAUAAUACAAAUGAUAGAAGAAAUAUGCAAUCAUCACGUUGUUAUAUUCAAGAAGAAGCUGAUUGUUUUCAUCAAAGAUCAAAAUCUUCUGAAACUCCGAUAACUUCACAAUCAAGAAACGAUUUGUUGAACUUUUUGAUGCAACCACCUACAAACACUACAUUUUUUAAUCCUUCAUAUAUCUCUAUGCAAGAAAAUCAAAAGGCCCUUGUACAAUCUGUAACUCAAAAAAAUCAAGCACCAAUUCCAAUGCCUAGGAAAAAUAAAGUUACUUCUUUGGUUCCUUCGUUGGGUGCUCCACGCCAAGUAUCAGCGAAUGACCAGCCUUGGCCAACAUCUGAAGCUCCAAUGCUUGAAAAGGAAUCGAAAACUUCUAUCGCUACUCAACAAUCAUCGUCAAUUGUUGUUCGUCCAAAUACUUUGCGCUUACUUCCACCACAACAACAGACAACCACAAUUUCGCCUUUAAAUAGUUUAGCAACAACUACUACAACAACACCUUCAACUUCUACAACAACAACUACAAAUACAUUUUCGCAUUUACUUCAAGAAAAUAAUUUAUUAAGACAAUGUGACAGUGGAAUAUAUCCUGAAGGAAGCACUGACGAUGAAACAAAACUUCAACAUUUGGAUUAUCCUUGUACAUCUUCAGAUGCAUCUCCACAAAUUCGUCAUCGUUCAGAUUCUUCUUCUGGACUUCCACUAUCUCCUCCACCACCUCCACCAUUAUAUCCAAAAAGAACUCAUGGACAAAGAAUUCCAAAACUACCAUUUGAUAUACCAAGAAAAGUUGAAAGAUUUUCAUAA